AUGGGUGUAUUUAGUACUGAGGUAAUUUUUUUGUACUACACUUUCUUGAAUGUAGUCGUCCCCUGCGAUAUACGGGCAAGUGGGAGGCUAAGUUUCCAAGAAUUGGCAACAAAAUACGGACAUCCUCCUCAAGAGUACCAAGUCAAUACUGAAGAUGGAUACAUUUUGACUCUCCAUCGCUUUCCUGGAAGUCGCGAUAUACCUGUCCUACUUCAACACGGCACACUGGAUUCUUCUGCGACAUGGAUCCUGAGAGGAAACGACUCACUAGGCAUUACUUUGGCUAAUGCCAAUUAUGACGUGUGGAUGAGUAAUCUUAGGGGCAACACGUACUCAAGAAAACAUACAAACUUAGACCCCGAUAAAGAUGCGGCCUUUUGGGAUAUCGAUUUGGACCAUUUUGGAAUAUACGACUUAUCGGCUAUCAUAGAUUUCAUUCUUCAAGUUACUGGCGCUAAGAAACUUAAUGCUAUUGGCCACUCAGCAGGGAACACGGUCUUUUACGUGCUCGGAUCUAACCGACCGCAAUACAACAGUAAAAUAAAUGUUUUAAUAGCCCUCGCUCCAAUAGCUUAUUUUCAUAGUCCUCACAAACCAGUGGCUUGGCUAAGUAAGAACGCAGAAAUCAUUAACAAUAUUCUGUUAGCAUUCAAUAUACAUGAGCUAUUUGGUGAAACUGUACUGCAGCAAAAGCUCGCAAAAUUGAUUUGCUCCCAGCCUGAUAUAGGAUACGAAAUUUGUAUGAAUAGUCUGCUUUUUCCACUCGUAGGUUUUGACAAUGAGGAGAUAAGUUCAGAAUUCAAUCCGAUAAUAUUCGGACAUUUUCCCGCGGGAUUUCCAAGGAAGACCUUGAUACAUUACUCGCAAAUUUUUAAAAGAAAAAGUUUCGGACCAUUUGAUUACGGCCAUGAUAACGUAAAGUAUUACAAUCGCACACGCCCACCAAGUUACAACCUGAGCGCAGUGUCGAUGAGGAUUAUUUUGAUAGCCGGUCAAAACGAUAAGUUGGCACCACUCAAAAACGUUAACCGUUUGCGAAAAAACCUCCCUAAUGUGGUUAAAUAUAUCGUUCCUUCUCAGAAACGGUUCAAUCAUUUGGAUUUCACUUGGGGAGAGCAUACAAAAUUGAUAUUGUUCCCGAUUAUUUUCGACGCAUUAGAAAAUAAUAAUUACUGA
Messenger RNA from Pieris macdunnoughi, 1176 nucleotides. The record is from the annotation of a GenBank genome assembly. NCBI's taxonomy places the organism in Eukaryota, Metazoa, Arthropoda, Insecta, Lepidoptera, Pieridae.